ACAGCUCAAAACAAUAGAGUCAUCCAUGCAGAACCUCUGCUGAGCAAAGAGAGACAGAACGCUGAAUGAAACGCAGCCGAGAGCCAGAGGAUAGGGCGUAAAGUCACUCCGAUACACUAGUGCACAAGAACUGGCUGCAAAUAUGGCUGCAAAUUCAGUUUAUGACUUCACCAUGGACACCCUGGAGGGAAAAGCCGUCCCACUCAGCAUCUUCAGAGGAAAAGUUCUUCUCAUUGUGAACGUGGCAACCUUCUGAGGGUCCACCAUUGAAGAGUAUCACAGGAUGAAUGCACUCAUGGACAUGUAUGGAUGUCUGAACUUCACCGUGCUUGGAUUUCCCUGCAAUCAGUUCGGCCUACAGGCACCUGAAGAGAACCACGAAACCCUGAAUGUUCUGCAGUAUGUGAGACCUGGAGGAGGUUUUCUCCCAAAGUUCCCCAUCUUCAGCAGGAUUGAGGUGAACGGCGCUGAUGAAAACCCUCUAUACGCCUUCCUGAAGGAAACUCUGCCGUUUGUCAACCCUGUCAUUGGAGACAUCAGGAAGCUCUACUGGUCUCCCAUUAAGGUGAAUGACAUCCGAUGGAACUUCGAGAAGUUUCUCAUCACUGCAGAUGGACUUCCUUACAAACGGUAUGAUCUUCACUGUCCAUUUGAAGAUGUGGAGCGGGACAUUGCAGCGCUUAUGCAGGGAAGACAUUCAUCAUAACACAUUCAUAACCAGCUCUCUGAUUACGAUUCAGCUCAGUAGCAACUGUCUGUCUGGAUUCAUUCAGAUUCAACUUCUUCCUCUGUCCUAGAUCCAUUCAGACUUCAUAGACGUGAGAACUGUGCUUAGAAGUUAUUGAAUCUGUCAUUCUAAUGUUUUAAAGUCUUUCUCUAAGUGAAUCUCGUGAAAACGAUAUUCUAAAAUAAUAUUUUAUUAUUUUGUUCAUUCUGACAUCGGUUUAAUGACGAAUUAAGAACAU
Molecule: messenger RNA, 965 nt
Organism: Ctenopharyngodon idella (grass carp)
Lineage: Eukaryota; Metazoa; Chordata; Actinopteri; Cypriniformes; Xenocyprididae
Gene: gpx9
Product: glutathione peroxidase 9
Exons: 5
Coding region: 284-706 (140 amino acids)
Biological process (GO): response to oxidative stress
Molecular function (GO): glutathione peroxidase activity
Source: RefSeq, a predicted model, not a curated record